GUCUAGCCCUAAUGUGCUCCGUAGUCUCCUUCUUCGUUACGAUUCUCUGCAUUACGCCAUUGCUACGUCUGGAGUGUUCGCGCUGAUGAAGUCUGACUCAUUGAGGCUUCCGUCUGUUUCCCAUAGUGCUCUGCAUAGCUGCUUAGUAACGGUGCGGUCAACAGGCUCGCUAGGAGCGCAAAUCAUUUAGCUAACAGCGCUAAUGCUGGCAUUAUGGAUAUGUGCCUGAUGAGACCUGGGGGCUCAGUUCCGCCUGAGCAGCUGUUGAUUCUCAGAAAGCUGAAGGAUUCGCCCCUGUCCUAAACCACUUGUAGCCAUGAUCUUGCCAGAUGACAGCCAGUGGGAUGAAACCAUCUGUGACUUGGCUGUUUGUCCGCAUCCACAAUGCUGGGCAGCUGUCCGUCGAAUUGAAAGGGGCCAUCCUCGAAUCCUGAGCUUACCCUGCAAGACUGCCUUGGAUGCUGAAGAUAAACUCCCAGGGCUCACUAUUGUAAACAUCUCAGAUCCCUGCUUGCAGGCCAAGACACUUGCUCACCGGCAGUCACCAGAAUUUGCCUUCACUACAGCUCAUUCCUUAUUGUCUCCAGGCUCAAAGCUUGCCUCCAAAUUGCAAGGCAGGGCUCAGAAGGAUUCACCUAAGAAAACUUUGAUCAGCUGUCCUAAGAGAUCUCCCAAAGAAAGUCACAAAAAGCUUUCAGUAUUGAAUUUGAAUGAGACACAACUUCCUUGCUCUGAAGAUGUUAGAAAUAUGGUUGUCAUCUGGAUCCCAGAAGAAUCAAAAAAGAAUGUAUGCUUACCUAAGAAGACAUCUUUACCCAGCCAAUAUGAGAAAAAGAAAAAGGAAUUACUAGGGAAAACUGGGGCAUCUCUGUGUUCCCCUGAACGACGACAGUUCACAGAGGCAGAGUCGAGAACCGCAGAGGGGCUUGUGCCUUCCUCCUCCCCAGUGUUACUUACAUCUGAGCAGUUAAGUUCAGCAGUACCUGUCUGGGCCCACGACAACAUGCUACCUCAGGAUCUGUUGAAGGAGCUUUUGCUGCAUGGAGAGAAAAACAUGCCUUGCUCAGAGAUGAAAAUACAAUUGGAUAGGAUGAAAAAGAGCCUUCCUCUGGAAAAGACCCAACCUGACAGCGAGAUUUCUUCUAAGAUGUUUCUAACGAUACACCGCCUCACCCUGCAAAGACCAGUGUUGCGAUAUCCUGAACAUCUGAAGAAGAAAGAAGGUUACAGGAAGCAGCAGCAGUGGCAGCAGCCUCAGGAGAGGAAGGAGAAAACCUCUACUCAGGAACAGGAGGCUAAAAAGAAAGCCAAGAACGAUCAGUGGAUCCAGAGUACUCCGCAUAAACAUUCAAGGGAAAUGCUUGAAGCCAGUGCUUGCAGCCCUAUCCAUGGUCACAGAAUUCUUUCUGAUCAGGAAAGUGACAUGCAGCCCCAACAGCAGCAGAUGAAGACCGAAGUAGCUACCUUGAAACAAGUUUCCAUGGAGAGAUCAAGAAAGGAUCACUCUGACAAGUCCCUGAGUUUCUUCCCUGAUAUGAAAAGUUCUAAAAUGUCUACGAUGGAACUGCCUUGUAAGGAUGUUGGUGCGUCAGUGGAGACAGUACUGGAAGUGCCAGUUGUCAGCCAAGAGAUCACUGGAGACCCUCCAGAAAGUGGGGCCAAAAUAAGCUGGAAGCCUGAGCUCAAACUACUGAGGAUUCUUCAGGCUACUGAUGUUGAGGAGGACCAGCCCACCAGUGGGUCAGAGAGUGAGGAUUCUUGGGACACAUAGACCAAAGGUGUCACUCAGGGCAGCCUUCACUGGAGCAGGAUGCUUGACAUCCUGAGGACAAUGAUCUUUGACAUAAGGCGGAAAAGAAAGGGCAGUUCUGCUCCCCCCAAGCCUCUCUAGGACCUAACCUUAGAGAUUGUGCUUUAUUAUUCACUUAUUACCAGCCUCUAAAAUAAGUAAGGAAAAAAAAGCUCCAUCCUUUCUCAGUUUAAGUGACUUCUGUUAGGGUCAGAAUAAGUUUAAUGAUUAAAUAACCACUUCUCAAAUAAAAGAUACCCUGUGUUUUUUGGAGGUGGGGAGAGACGCUUCCUAGCAUCUGUUUUCAGGGUCACUUUAUCUCUUUUUCUGAAGCUCUGAAAGGUUUUCAGUUGUAGGAAGCUGAAUUUGGCCUGUUAUAGAUUCCAUGGUAUUCUAGAUUUCCCUGUUGCUUCCUUUAUG
This is a messenger RNA of Octodon degus (degu), 2209 nucleotides long. RefSeq names its product chromosome unknown C9orf43 homolog (gene CUNH9orf43). The record is from RefSeq and is a predicted model, not a curated record. NCBI's taxonomy places the organism in Eukaryota, Metazoa, Chordata, Mammalia, Rodentia, Octodontidae. The coding region runs from base 317 to 1771 and encodes 484 amino acids. The transcript has 15 exons.